Symbiodinium necroappetens is the source of this 745-nucleotide messenger RNA. Lineage: Eukaryota; Dinophyceae; Suessiales; Symbiodiniaceae. The record is from the annotation of a GenBank genome assembly.
AUGGGCGUCGGUGCAUCACUCCUCAAGCAUUCUGUGGUCGGUGUCGCCUUGUCCGGCAUCGUUUGGUGGGCCGGGUUCGGUUUGCGCCGCAGCUUCCUGCCGGCCCUUCAAGAACAGGCACCACUGAUUCGCCGUGAAUCUUCCGUUGAGUCGGACUCACGGAAGUCGCAUCGAAGGAAAAAGAAAGAAUGCAAGAAGAGCGAGUGUGUGACCGCUGAGGAGUUGAUGAGGAUGGGAAUUUGCUAUGGCGAGCAAGGGCGACUGGGGAAAGCCAUGGGCAAGUUCCUUGAAGCCAAGGGUGCCUUCGAAGAUGAGCGGGCCAUGGAAUGUGCAGGAUACGCGAAUCUUCUAGCUCAGAUUGGCAUUUGGUAUGGAAUGCAAAAUCAGAAAAAAGAGGAGAUGGACAAGUACUUGGAGGCUCAAAGAGUGUACAGGAAGAUUGGAACCAGCUCAUCGAGGGAGUAUGCUGGUCUCCUCAAGAACAUGGGAAUCUGGUUCAUGGAGCAAGGUCUCCUCCCAGAAGCCAUGGAGAAAUUCAAGGAAGCAGAGGCGCAGUAUGUCUCGGCCGGCGCUACACGCACAACCAACUAUGCAGGCCUGCUCACCAGCAUGGGCAAGUGGCUCCUGCAUCACGGCUCGGAAGAUGACGCUAUGGCCAAGUUCGUGGUCGCCAGGCAGACCUAUGAAGCGACGGAGGACACCAGAGCUUCACCAGGAUAUGCCGGCCUGCUGAUGAGCAUGGGCA